AUGAGUGUCCCUGUCACCAAAAGCAGCGUUAGGAGGAAGAAGCUUGGGAAGGAAAAGAAACCACCGCAAAGAAAAAUGAAACAUAACAUAGGGACGAUAAACAACGGCUCAGUUAUACCAAGUCCGAAUGGUGCUCCAAUUAGCAAAGUAUAUACGUCUAUAAAGACACUCUCUUUAAACCAUUUGACAGCAAAACAGCAUCUAUUAAUGGCAAUAUGUCGAGACGUUUCCUUGCUACCUCCAAUCAUUUAUAUAUUCGCAUCGUUAAGGAAGGCAUGGGAUAUUUCCUUUGAAACUACUAUAACACUCUACGAGCCUCAAUCAUUGAAAGAAACGUUAACAGCCUUUUGGCAAACGUACAUUUUCACAAAUAUAACCUUUUCACUCGGCAUUGACAAUAAAAAUGGAAACGAUACUUCGUUCAAUGCAGGUGAAAACAUAACAUUCUUAACAGCUUUAAUCACGGCAAGGGCAUCGGAACAUUUUCUUUGUUCAUUAUGGUGCCUAGUGUCUCUCUAUUUAACAUACGCAAUAUUGGAUUCAUUAAUGGUUAGAUGGAUAGUUAAGUACUCUACUGUGGCCGCUAUCAUGAGAAUGUUUUCGAUGUCUUUAAUUUUAAUCACUUUGGAAUUAUUGUUAGUUGCUUCUCUUUCUCCUGAACAGGAUUACUUCUUACAUACCUGGAUUUUAAUAAGUUGUAUAUUAACUGUCGUUUACAUAUGGCAAAGUUAUUUGACUUCUGAUUUAAACGAUAAUAAUAAGCAUAACAAUCAUAAAAACGGAUUCAAAGUUGUUGACAACUUCGUGGAUGAAGAAUUUUUUACAGCCGCACGAAGGUUAAACACUAAAGACGAACUUCCAGGCAAAAAUGAAUAUAGUGGAGCAAAAACUAUAUUUGAUCUUGACGAAGAUAACCACGUAUAUUGUCAGGAGAAUGCAGAGCGAUCAUUUUGCGAAGGUGAAGAAGAAGCAAGUGAUAGCAAUGAGAUAUUUGAUGAAAGAACCAGCGACAAUGAUGCCACAUCGAAUGGCCACAAUCAUGAAGAUAAUAACAAUGCAGAAACCCUUUCCUCAGUGGCAUUUAACUCACGUUCAUCUCCUGUAACAAAUAAUGGCCCUGACAGAACAAAAUGGAAGCAUAUUGCAGAUAAAAAUAAAUUUGCCAGA
Naumovozyma dairenensis CBS 421 is the source of this 1167-nucleotide messenger RNA. RefSeq names its product Eos1p (gene EOS1). The transcript has a single exon. Gene Ontology annotation, cellular component: endoplasmic reticulum membrane. The annotation marks the transcript as partial. Gene Ontology annotation, biological process: cellular response to oxidative stress; protein N-linked glycosylation. Lineage: Eukaryota; Fungi; Ascomycota; Saccharomycetes; Saccharomycetales; Saccharomycetaceae. The record is from RefSeq and is a predicted model, not a curated record.